Myiozetetes cayanensis is the source of this 1969-nucleotide messenger RNA. RefSeq names its product cysteine rich with EGF like domains 2 (gene CRELD2). Gene Ontology annotation, molecular function: calcium ion binding. NCBI's taxonomy places the organism in Eukaryota, Metazoa, Chordata, Aves, Passeriformes, Tyrannidae. The record is from RefSeq and is a predicted model, not a curated record.
AGCUGCCGAACACAAAUGGCGGCGGGCCCGAGGCCCCCGCAGAGCCCGCGCCUGCCCGUUCUCACGAUGGCCGCGGGGCCGCGCCAGGCUCGGUGGCCGCCGCUCCCUCACACGGCUCGGCCGCGCCCCCCGCUCGGCUCGCCCGGCACGCGGGGCGCUCCCAUUGGCCCGGAGCGUGGCGGGCGCUGAUUGGACCACGUUCCUCGGCUCCGCCGCCUCCACCAACGAGCGCCCGCGGCCGUGGCGCGCGUGCGGCUGACGCGGAAAUCUGAAUGGGGCUCGCGCGGCGGCGCUGAGGGGCUCGGUGGGGCUGCCCCGCUGCGCGUGCCGGGCUAGCGCGCCCUCGCCAUGGGGCCCGGCCCCGCCGCCCGCACGGGGCCCGCUCGCCCGGCCCGCACCGCCUCGGCCGCGCUGCUCUGCGCCGCCCUCCUCUGCCUGCUGCUGCCGCCCGCCGCCCGCGGCGCCGGGGAGCGGCGGCGCCUGGCGUGCUCCACCUGCCGGGGCAUCGUGGAUAGGUUCAACCAGGGCUUAGCAGAUACAGCUAAAAAGAACUUUGGUGGUGGAAACACUGCUUGGGAAGAGAAGACGCUGUCAAAGUAUGAGUCCAGCGAAAUUCGUCUUGUAGAAAUCACAGAGAACCUGUGUGACAGUAGUAACUUCGAAUGCAACAACAUGGUAGAAGAGCAUGAAGAACAUAUAGAGAAAUGGUGGUUCAAAUUAAAGAAGAAGUAUCCUGAUUUGUUUAAGUGGUUUUGCAUUGAAACAAUAGAAGUUUGCUGCCCUGCUGGAACUUAUGGACCUGAUUGCCUUGCUUGUCGUGGUGGGUCAGAAAGACCUUGCCAUGGAAAUGGCCACUGUGAUGGUGAUGGUACCCGAGGUGGAGACGGCUCGUGUAGCUGUAACAAGGAGUACACAGGAGAAUUUUGUUUGGACUGUUCCAGUGGUUACUUCAGUACCUUGAGAAAUGAGACACAUUCUGUUUGUACAGCCUGCCACGCUGCCUGUAAAACUUGUACUGGUUCAAGUAACAAGGACUGCCAAGACUGUAAAGAAGGCUGGAUUAAAGACGAAGGUGGAGCUUGUGUGGAUUUAGAUGAGUGUGCUUCUUCUCCUUGCAAAGAUCACCAGUAUUGUUUGAACACAGAUGGAUCUUUCUUGUGCAAAGGAUGUGAUGCCAGCUGUGUAGGUUGCACGGGAGAAGGUUCUGACAAAUGUAAGACCUGUGCAUCUGGAUAUGUGAAGGAAGAUGAAAAGUGUACAGAUAUAGAUGAAUGUAACCUUCCUGAAAAGGUCUGCAUAAAAGAGAAUCAAGACUGUGUUAAUACAUCAGGUAGUUACAAGUGUGUAUGUUCAGAAGGGUUUGAAGAUAAGGAUGGCACAUGUGUUCAAACUGUAAAACCAGGAGAGGAAGUAGAGAGUGAAAAAACUGAGCCUUCACAUACUGGACAUGAUGACUUAUGAUCUUUGUUCAGAACCAAAAGACAUUCCUAUCUAAAGUUUUAAAUUAUUGGACUAAGCCUCUGCUAAGCUGACAUACUGUGGAAAUGAUAUUAAAUAUGCAGGUUGCCAUUAAGAUUUUUUUUUUAAAUGGUGAUAACCUGCUCUUUAAGCUGCAUUUCUUUAUUCUUAAAUCUCCCUUUUUAUAUAAUUCUUCAAGAACAACAUUUAGAUGGGUUAGUAUAAAAUUUGAAUGAACACAACAUUGUACCCAGCAAAUGUAAACAAUUUACAGGCUUCUUGUUCUAGUGCCUACUGAAAACUGUUAUCUUUUGGAAGAAUUGAGUUGCACUUCGUAAUUCAAGGAAAAUUUAGACUUAAGUUUGAUGUUUCUAAUCAUGAGAAAUAUUUCUGUAACUGAAAUACAGCUUUUGGAAACUAUCAAAGGGAAUCUCUUUGGGGGGGAAGCACUGUUCCCUUAAACAAAUAGAAUGCCUAAUAUUGCAUUCAAUAAAAGUUUAUUUUGUUGGAA